Molecule: messenger RNA, 3426 nt
Organism: Anopheles moucheti
Lineage: Eukaryota; Metazoa; Arthropoda; Insecta; Diptera; Culicidae
Product: transcription factor btd-like
Exons: 2
Coding region: 327-2660 (777 amino acids)
Biological process (GO): regulation of DNA-templated transcription
Molecular function (GO): RNA polymerase II cis-regulatory region sequence-specific DNA binding; DNA-binding transcription factor activity, RNA polymerase II-specific
Source: RefSeq, a predicted model, not a curated record
AAGUCUAUCGGUUUGCGAAAGUGGCCAUGCAACCAGUAGUAUUGAUUUACGCCUGUUGGUCGUGAGAUAAAACACGAAUCGGUACAAUCCGGUGUCCACGUCAUGAACCACCGGAACCGGCCGUCAGGAGGGCACUGAUCGGCAAUCGAUGCACUUGCACUUGCUGGCAGCAGUAUUUAGAAGUACCUGAACGUAAUCCUUACGCGACUCGAGUUCAUUUCCUCGACGUUGAUCACACGACAACACACGGACAGGGCUGUUAAGUUUCCCUUGAAUCCAGUUUCCAUUGAACUUCGGACACGCACACGCCUACUCAGCACCUCAAAAUGCCCCGCUGCUUGAUGGCGAAAAAAUGGAAAGCCUAUCCGUGGCCCGACCGAGCGGAAGAACAGCCGACCGCAGAACAGCAAGAAUUGGACUCGACAACCUCCACGACCACCGGCACUAGCAGUCCACUACACGCGGCACCACCAUCUUCACCAACCACGGUGGAACGCACCGGGAGUAGUAGUAGUAGUAGUAGUAGUAGUGGUAGCAACAACGAUACAACCAGCACACCCAGCACGGCCGCGACGGUUGCGCCUGAAUGUAGUCAACCGCAGGGCACGCUCCAAAGCUCGGCCGAGCUCGUGGAGGAGGAUGAAGAAAUUGACGUUGUGGGUGAUUCGCCGGCGGCGGCAACGGCCACCGCGGCCAGCAGCAAGUCCACCGGCAGCACGGUAGCCACCUGUUGGGGUCCAUCCUCGCCGACUGCCGGUGCAACGGCACCGAGUCCACCGCCCCACUCACCGGAAGCGGCCACGCGCGAGUCAACCAUCCUGUACAAUGGCUAUGGGCAGGACAUUUCCCAUCACUUUACCGCCUACCUGCCGAAGCUGGAUCCUGAGUCGUCCAGCUAUCAACAACAGCAACAGCAACAGCAGCAACAGUCUUCAUCCCAGCAACAGUUCAUCGCCCUCGCACCCUUGUGUGCAACGCCCUCAACCACCUCAGCAUCGCCGAGUGCGGCCAGUGCCGGAGCCGAAAGUCCGCAGCGGUCCCCCUCCCAGAAGAAGUCGCUCGCCAUGUGUUUCACCAGCACCGGUACCGCGCUGUCGCUGCCCCCGAAGAAGAAGGACAUCUACCGGCCGUACUCGUUGGACGAUAGGCCGCCCCGGCCCAGCUACGAGCUGAGAAUACCGGCCGAGGAAGAUCUGCACGCCGCCCAUGCCAUCCUGGACCUGAGUGCCUCGACGGCGUUUCUACCUCCGCCGGCACCACAUCAACUUCUCGCCACCCAGCAGCCCGCACAGCAUGCCACCACCCCCACAGUGGUGCUAGUGCCCGCAAAAUCUUCCACCAACGAUCCCGACCGGCGACCGUUGCAGACGCACCAGCAUCACCCGGCCACUUCCCCACUUCCUCCCCUGCAGUCACCACCAACAGUGCCGCAUGCACUGAGCUCGCCGGAGCAGAAUGAGAACCGCAACAGCACGAACACGCUGCCCGGGUACGCGGCGCACGACGUCAGCCUGGAUUCCUCCUCCGACGAGAUGCAACAGUCGACGGAAUCGUCCGACUCGGAGGGUAAGAAUGGGUCGAAAACGGUGGCCUACACGUACGAAGCGUUCUUCGUCAGCGAUGGCCGAUCGAAGAAAAAGAUGGCCGACCCGAAGACGGCGCUCGAGAACAAGGCGAAGUACACGUGCACGGAGUGUGGCAAGCAGUACGCCACCUCGAGCAAUCUGUCGCGCCACAAGCAAACGCACCGAAGUCUCGACUCGCAGUCGGCCAAGAAGUGUCACACCUGCGGCAAGGCGUACGUCUCCAUGCCGGCGCUGGCGAUGCACGUACUGACGCACAAGCUGUCGCACAGCUGCGGCGUCUGCGGGAAGCUGUUCUCGCGGCCCUGGCUGCUGCAGGGUCAUCUGCGAUCGCACACGGGCGAGAAGCCGUACGGGUGUGCGCACUGCGGCAAGGCGUUCGCCGACCGGUCGAACCUGCGGGCGCACAUGCAGACACACUCGAUCGACAAGAACUACCAGUGUGGUCGAUGCCACAAAACGUUCGCGCUCAAAUCGUACCUCAACAAGCAUCUGGAGUCGGCCUGCUUCAAGGAGGAUGGUGCACCACAAUCGCCGCUGAUGUCACCGAUGUCCCCCAGUUCGCUCGACGGUUCCUCGAUGGAUGAGCUGCAUUCGGCACCGCUCUCCGACCGGCGCCCACCGAUGGCGCUCAAGCGCGAGCGGAACGUCGACAUCGAGGGGGACGAGUCGGACGAUGCGAUGCCCUGCCCGUCCCCGAUGUCCCCGGUACCUCAUCUCACCAUCAGCCCCAGCACCGGCACGAACGGUACGAGCAGUAUCUUUGUGAUGAAAAACCUGGCCGCCGGCCGGUUGGCACUGUCGGCCGGGUCCGGUACGGUGACGAACGGCAGUACGUCCCCGAGCGCCGGGCUGGCCAAUGGGGCAGCAGCAGCCGCGGCAGCAGCGGCAGCGGCCGCAGUGCUCGGUCCGGCCGCGAUUCUGACGACGGCGACGAACCACCAGCAUCAUCACCACGGUCACCAUCACCAGCAUCACCAGCAUCACCUUCACCAGCAUCCGGCAUCGGCGGCAGCCGCAGCAGCAGCCGCAGCGGCGGCCGCAGCCGUACAGAUAAACGUCAACUUUGCCGGGUAACCGGUUACGAUCGUGUGCGGACAGCAAUCUGCAUGAAACGAUCGCCUGCUGUGAAGAAGCCAUGAACGGCUGCCGGUUGCAUACAUCCAGGCGCUAGUGGAGACAACAAGAACAAAAUGGAAAUGGCGGUUCGUAAGUAGUCAUUUAAGCAAUUAUUAUUGUUUCCCUCUUCAAAUAACCUUUCGCCGAACGUUACUCUUACAAGUGCAACAGAAACAAAAAAAAGUAACUGCUUUAGAAACGAAAAAAAAAAACCGAAGAAACCAAAACAUACACACACACAUACAGAACGUAGAACAAACUAAACUAGCGAAACCUCUACGAACACACAUCACUAUGCACCAAUUAGCGCGAUAGUGAGCAGGAUAACGCCCGUCUUGAAAUCUCCCCCUGCGAAAUAGUGCGAAUCCCCGAAACACCUAAGAAAGCUACGAACAAACCCCCUUCUACUAGUCACUGCAAGCCCCAUUAGUCAUGCAUAGCAACAGUUUUAACAGGUGAACCUCUCUCUUUGAACAAACAAAACAAAAAAAAACAAACAAAAAAAAACAAGCGCCGAUUUAACGAAAUUGCAAGAUUGAUUAACUGAGCAGGCUGGAGCUGGAUUCGAUACCUAAUGAAACCUUUAUAUACACAAAGUAUAUAUAUACAUAUAUUAUAUUUACACCCUUAUACAUCUAUAAAAGAGCAGGUGAGAAGCAAAGGAAGUGAAACAAAAAAAAAACGUAACAAAACAAGCAAGAGCGAGAGGAAAAGUAAAACCCCC